Molecule: messenger RNA, 2034 nt
Organism: Geosmithia morbida
Lineage: Eukaryota; Fungi; Ascomycota; Sordariomycetes; Hypocreales; Bionectriaceae
Product: Fungal Zn(2)-Cys(6) binuclear cluster domain
Exons: 2
Coding region: 1-2034 (677 amino acids)
Source: RefSeq, a predicted model, not a curated record
AUGCCGUGUCUCGACUAUGAAGAGGAAAAGGAUUGGCUUGCUAACCUUACCACCGUAGAAAGCGGCAUAUGGCGAGGUUAUUGCGACGGGUAUACUCAGCCUGACAACACCCCUCGCUCAUCAGGGGCCUCACCGUCUUCGAAGCUCAUUCACACCAAAAAAGCACCACUCGUCCUUAAUGAGCCGUCCAUCAACACGAUACGGUUCAAGAAUGGCGAGCAGAGAGCAUAUUUUGACGAGUGGACUUCGCUUUCUGUCUAUUUCCUCAGCGGUGGUUUGAGCCAGACAUCAUUGUGGACGACCACAUUGCCUCAGCUUAGUCUAGAGGAGCCGACGUUACGGACUGCGGCAAUGGCUAUCGGAGCCCUGAGAAAGGCCUACUCAUAUGAAGGCCUUCCUAUCGGCUCUGUCCUAAGCGACGAUAACAGACACUACAUCAACGCAAUCACCUACUACUGUAAGGCGUUACGCCUUCAAACCAAAGCCAUGCCGACGAAUGAGGGUAUGCGGACCGCACUUCUCUCCUCGCUACUCUUCAUAUGCUUUGAGGCGCAACGAUCGAACAUACCGGCCGCCCUCAAGCACGUCACGCAUGGUUUUACCAUGCUUAACGAGCUAGCUACCUGCACUGAAAAUGGCCCGAGCCUGGUCAGCAUCGCCCCAGCACCUCCAUCGUUGGUUCAGGAGAUCCUAGAAUGUUAUAAGCCCUUGGAGCAACAGUCGAGAUCUUUCACCGGCUCAUAUAGAAAAGUGUUUUUUUUUUCGGAAACAGGCGCACCCAAUCAGCCAAACCAGCCCUUCUACACAAAUUCAACUAUGUACACAGCGAAUAACUCGACAACACUAGCCGGGCAGAUGUUCAACGAUACCCCACCCGGUGGCGGCUCAAACCCGACGGGACUGGGCCUCAACGAGUCGUCUGCCGGCUCGAGCCCCCAAACUUCAAGCCCUCCGAGUCUCCCGGGAACUCCGUGGAGUAUGAAUGAAGCGGUCACAGUUCUAGGACAGGGACAAAGGAACUCACAUGAAGGCUUUCCCAGUCCACAAAGCCAAACUGGCCCCAAAUCAAAAAGCAGUCAGACGCCGUUUCGGCUCCAACGACCUACGAGAAUUCUGCCGUUUAGCAAGCACUGCCCUUACUUCCGACCUAAGCAUUCAAAUAUCACUUCCCUCGGAACACUUCCAAUAACCUUCUCCUCCAUCGAAGAGGCCUGGAGUUAUUGGGGCUUGUUGCAAAAGCAUUUGAUGCAACACCAACCGCUCUUCAUAGCAGCGACCAGUCAGAUCGACCUAGCUCAGGUAACCGAUGAUGCUGACCUGGAGAGAAGGUUUGCCAGGGCCAGGGAAAUGCCGGAGUUUUCUGAGCUUAUAACUGAGACUCGAUAUUGGCUUCAGAGGUGGUGCGAGGCCUUCGAUCCUCUAUAUGAGAAUAAGCUACGCGAAAGAGAUCAAGACAGGCAGGGGUAUCUUGAGGCGGCCAGCCUGCGGAUAGAAUACCUGGUUGCGUUUAUUUACGGCAAGCUUACGCGCUACUCGAAAUUAGAAAUAGCCAUGGCUCUGACUCCGCAAUAUCGCGAGCUGAACAUGCUCUCCGAGACUCUUCUACAGGCACGACCAAGCUGCGGGUUCUCCAUGGAUCGUGGAUGGACCUGGCCUUUAUAUGUAACGACAUAUAACUGCAGAGACCCUGCGGUACGUGCUGAUGCCAUACGGAUCCUGGAGCAGUAUCCCAUUUGCAAUGCACUUCGAGACAGCCGAGUGAUCAGAGCCAUUGCUCUGCGUAACGAUGAGGCGGAGCGGGAGAGCGCUGAAGGAGCCGAUGGCGACGAGGCACACUGGCUACGCAUGCGGCGAAGGGAGAUUGUGUUUGAUGACCUUGGGAGAAGCGUCAUCUUCCGAUCAGUGCGACGAGAUCACACCGACAAUCGCUGGGUGCUGAUCGAGGAGGCAGCAGACUUCACGAUACAAAAGGAUGGGCUACUUCCUUGGAAGCAACAACCUAUCUCGGAAGCCAAGUCGAUUUUGUAUUAUUAG